This is a messenger RNA of Polychytrium aggregatum, 2057 nucleotides long. RefSeq names its product SPOC like C-terminal domain-containing protein. Gene Ontology annotation, molecular function: double-stranded DNA binding; DNA helicase activity; telomeric repeat DNA binding. The record is from RefSeq and is a predicted model, not a curated record. The transcript has 17 exons. Gene Ontology annotation, biological process: double-strand break repair via nonhomologous end joining; cellular response to gamma radiation; telomere maintenance. Lineage: Eukaryota; Fungi; Chytridiomycota; Chytridiomycetes; Polychytriales. Bases 124 to 1959 code for a protein of 611 amino acids. Gene Ontology annotation, cellular component: nucleus; Ku70:Ku80 complex.
CCAUCAGAGCCAUCAGAUCCAUCAGAGCCAUCAGAGCCAUCAGAUCCAUCAGAGCCAUCAGAGCCAUCAGAUCCAUCGCCGUCUGCACCAGCAGCACCACUCCUGCCAUAGCCAGCACUGCCAAUGCCCCCGUAUAGCUCGUUCGACGACGCCGACAGCGACGCCGGUGAUGGCCUGGACUUUGCCGAGGACGCAUUCGAGACCAACCGCGAUGGCCUUCUCUGGGUCAUCGAUGCUUCGCCUCGCAUGUUUGUCCCCACCGACGACGGAGCGAUACCUUUCAAAAAGACACUCGAGUGCGCUGCACGCUGUCUCAAGAGCAAGAUCAUCGUCAGCGACUCGGAUCUCUCGGGCAUCCUCUUCUAUGGCACGAGAGCCCAGCGCCAGCCCACAACAAAGUUUGGCGGAAUCUAUCUGUUGCAAAACCUGGAUAUCCCCGAUGUGCAGCAAAUCGUCCAUCUUGAGAAAAUGGUGAAAGAUCCCAGUAUUUUUGAGGAGGAGAUUGGUUCGUCGGACGACUACAAGAUACACGAGGUUCUGUGGGCUUGCUCCAACGUCUUCUCGGCAAACAAAGUGAAGCUUGCCUCCCGACGAGUCUUUAUCUUCACCUGCAGCGACAACCCCGCCGGCGAGCACCAGCUGAGAACCAAUGCACUGACCCGCGCAUCCGAUCUGAGCCAUCUGGGCAUCGAGCUGCAUGUGUUUCCGCUGCCGGGGGCAGUGUUCGACUGGAGCCCGUUCUGGAAUCCGCUGCUCAAAUUAACCGAGACGAACAACAGCGCCGACGAGGAGGCCAUCCCAGACAUGAUCGAGAAGUGGGCCCAGCUCGAGGAUCUUGUGAAGCGCAAGGAAAACAAGAAGCGGACCAUCUUUCGCGUGCCCUGGCACAUCUCCCCAGACAUUGUCAUCGGCGUUGCCGGCUACAAUCUUAUCAUGGAGCAAAAGCGGGGCUCGUUUGUCUAUCUCUCGCAGCGAGACAACCGCGAGGUCAAGUCCGCUACAACUUGGAUAUGUGAGCAAACGGGAUCGGUUCUCCUCCCGGACGACAUUGACUACUUUUACCCAGUCGGGCAGCGCACCGCCGUGUUUUCAAAGCAGGAGCUCUCCGAAAUCAGAUACUUUGGCGAGCCGAAGCUGCAGCUGCUGGGAUUCAAGCCGCAGGAGUCACUGAUGGAGGAGCACAAUAUCCACCGCCCGUACUUUAUCUUCCCCGAUGAAUCGACGUACUCGGGCAGCUCGAGCGUGUUUGCAAAUCUGCUGGACUCGUGUCUGCGCCUCAACAAAGUGGCUCUCUGCACGCUGAUUGCUCGCAAGCGAUCUCCUCCGCGGUUGGUGACACUUGUCCCUCAGAGAGAAACCGAGAGCAUGCCUGGCGGGUUCCAUGCAAUCUUGAUGCCGUAUGCGGAUGACUUGCGCAACAUACAGAUGCCUGUCGUGCACCCCACUAUUCUCAAGGACUCUUCGAGUGCGCUGGCCGAGAUCGGAAACAAGAUCAUCAAGAAGCUCAAUAUCAAGUCCUAUGACGGGAAGAACUAUGAGAACCCGGUGAUUCAGAUCCACUACACCAAUCUCCAGGCUCUGGCUCUCCAAGAGGACUUGCCCGAGGAGUUCAACGAUCAAACACUUCCAAAGGCCAGAGAGAUCCACGAGCGCGCCGGCGAGCUCAUCCAAGAGUUCAAACGGGAGCUGAUGGCUUUGGAUGCCGAGGAUCUGGGGCAGGCAGACGGCGAUUUGACUGCCGGGCUCAAACGACAGUCGGACGCAGAAGACUCGCAGGCCAAGAGAGCCAAGAACGAAGUCCCGGACGCUCAGUCCAUCAAGCGGCACAUUGAAGCCGAAACGCUUCAGACCCUGACCGUCGCCCAGCUGACUGGAUUCCUGACGUCGGUCCGGAUCAAGCCCAUGAAACGCAAGCCCGAGCUUGUCAGCCAAGUCGAGCAAUACAUGAGUGGGCGGUGAGGCGAUUUUCUGUCUCCUACUUCUCCACCCUCCCACAUAGACCUGAUGGCCACGCUCGAGGGUAAUGGCAAUACAUUCUAUAUUACAGUCUAUCCAGA